AUGGCGAGACGCGGAGAUCAGGCAGCGUUCUUCUUGACUGCCGAGAUGCUCUACAAGACCAGCCAACUUCCAUCAUUCGCGGCCAUAUAUCACUCUUCGAAGAGGACGACCCUCGAGCGACCUCCACUGUCAUCCUCCGCAUCGAAUUCCGGCGGCUUUUGUACCAGCUCCGUCACCAGCUCCUCCGCAUCGAUCCCUAACAGCUACUCGACCAGCUCUGUUACCAUCUCCUCCGCCCCGUCUAGCAGCCGAUCAAUCACCCUCUCCUCCAUCACCCACCUUCUGCACCGCUGGAAUUCUUGCAUCAUAUUGCCCGGCCGAGGCCUCCGGCAUGUCCUCUGCUUCGGUCGAAAGCUCUCGGUAGGUUGCAUCACGAACCGAAUUGGUCCUGUGCCAAAUAUGUACGUCAAACGCGCUCGCAAAAGUCUUCGCUGUGUAGUAGGCCGUCAGGAGACCCAGGUCGUUUUCAACAGCCUCGUCUUGACGCUUCUCUGCGUUCGACCCGCCUUAGACCUGCCUCGAUUCUCCUCCAACACCUCCCACGGCCAUUCGCUCAUCCAUGGCCUGCUUCAGCUGUUCCCUGGGCUUUCCAAGGGUGAGAUGGUCUUAGACUCUGCGCAUGAUGUUCUAGCACUGUCCCUUCACUUUCCUCGAACUGUUUGGCAAUUUUUAUCUGCCCAUGCACCGCAGAACGGUCGAGUUCACCUUUUGCAAGGUGAGGACCAUCGGAGGCUUUGCAAGACGGGUCAAGGACGGCAGCGAAACACUACUCGUCAUGAUCAGACUCAAGGACUGGACCAGCGGCUUGCAGAUUUGGAGAUGCUGUGUCAAGACCUGCAUUGUCAGCGGUACAGAGAGUCGGUGCCUUCCGACGAAGUGGCCUGCUUUCCGUUUUGCACUGCGUCAAAGACGGAGGCGGAGUGGAAAAGCCUCUGGAAACAUCGCCUCAAGCUGGUUCUCGAUCGAUCCAGAUCGCAGAGUCUUGUUCGAGAGGUCAUGCUCCACGACGAUGCCGAAUCUCGUCGAGGGAGCAGUCUCGCAGGUUCAAGAUGCACAUGGAUCCCUGAGGAGAGAUGUCGGAAGCGAAUCGUCGAUGAGAGCAGCAAGAAUGCUGUGAAGCUCUUCGAGAUUGCCGGCAGCUCAAGAGGUAGGAGACCAGGAUGCCGUGCAGAGUGUAAGAGCAGGUCGUCAAUUCACUUCGACAGACAUGCUAAAGCGAACGAGCAACUUUCGACGAUCAUGCAUUAUCCUCAUGCUCUCGAGAUUCACACAGAAUUCGAAACGACCGCUCGAAAGGUCGACCUUGCCCAGCCAGACCAACACGAAUUGGAAAGUCCAUCAGAAAUCUCCGACAUCAUCAACGCCAUUAGUACCGGCCUCGACAGAGCCAUACCUUUUCGUUCAACGAACCGUUCCGCGCAAAAAGGCAAGGCUCUUGUCGGGGAGUCGGGAAGGGCAUGA
Messenger RNA from Zasmidium cellare ATCC 36951, 1461 nucleotides. RefSeq lists its product as uncharacterized. Lineage: Eukaryota; Fungi; Ascomycota; Dothideomycetes; Mycosphaerellales; Mycosphaerellaceae. Bases 1 to 1461 code for a protein of 486 amino acids. The record is from RefSeq and is a predicted model, not a curated record. The transcript is spliced from 7 exons.